AUGUACGAGCAGGCAGAGCCUGUCCGGUCGCCUUUCUCCGGCCCCGACAGCCGCCAAAGCAGCGGGCCGACCCAACCCCGUCCCGUCCCUCAGAGUGGUUCACGCGGGCGUGUCCGCCAUGGCAACGGCGCUUCUGAUCAUGACAAGCAGCGGGAAGACCAGGACACGUCUUCACACACGUACGAAGACGCCGAGGAGGUGAAACGUUACGCAACGUCUGCAGACCGCGCGUAUCCGGGUGGAGCGAGCGGCCGCCGGGGUGUCUGUAGCUUCCUCCGCGCCCGCCGCAGCUGCCUAGCCGCCGGCAUCGCCGUGCUACUGAGCUUGGGCGCCGUGGGACUCGCCCCUCUGACGUUCAGCAACAAGCAGGAAAUAUCCCAAUUGUCGACUACUUUUGACGCCUUGAAACGCGACCAAGACGACUUGCGUCAAUUGUCCAUCACUGUUGACGCCUUGAAGCGUGACCAAGACGACAUGUCCACCACUGUUGACGCCUUGAAGCGUGACCAAGACGACAUGUCCACCAGUGUCCACACCUUGAAGCGCGACCAAGACGACAUGUCCACCAGUGUCCACACCUUGAAGCGUGACCAAGACGACAUGUCCACCACUGUUGACGCCUUGAAGCGUGACCAAGACGACAUGUCCACCACUGUUGACGCCUUGAAGCGCGACCAAGACGACAUGUCCACCACUGUUGACGCCUUGAAGCGUGACCUGAACAACGAGCGCAACCGGACCGCCACCCUGGAGCAGCGUCUUCACAAGAUUGAGAAGACUUUACCAUCUUGUCCCGAAGGUUAUACAAUCUGGCGUGGAAUCUGCUACAAGGCCUUCAACAUACGCAAGACCUUCGACCAAGCGACCGCGGCCUGUUGUGCAGACGGCGGCACCCUCGCCAUGCCCCGAGACGCUGACACCAACGCCUUCCUGGUCUCCCUGUACAAGUCCGUGCGCGGGGUCUACUGGAUCGGCCUGCACGAUCAGCGCGAAGAGGGAAAGUUUGAGUGGAUGGACGGUUCUGCACUUGGGCCGUACAACUCCUGGGCUCUGGGACGACCGUACAAGUUUGUGGACGUCACUGAUUGCGUCGUUUACUGCCCGCAAGAAUCCCAGAAAGACAAGUGGUGCGACUUUCGCUGCAAGUGGUCCAAUUACUUCAUUUGCCAGGCUGCUCCAGUUGAAAUGUACGAGCAGGCAGAGCCUGUCCGGUCGCCUUUCUCCGGCCCCGGCAGCCGCCAAACGUUUACCAGCAGGCCGCCGCCCCAACCCCGUCAGAGUGGUUCACGCGGGCGUGUCCGCCAUGGCAACGGCGCUUCUGACAAGCAGGUGGGAGACCAGGGCACUCCUUCACACACGUACGAAGACGCCGAGGAGGUAAAACGUUAUGCAACGCCAGCAGACCGCUCGUAUCCGGGUGGAGCGAGCGUCCGCCACGGUGUCUGUAGCUUUCUUCGAGCCCGCCGCAGCACCCUGGCCGCCGGCAUCGCCGUGCUGCUUAGUCUGGGCGCCGUGGGACUCGCCCCUCUGACGUUCAGCAACAAGCAGGAAAUAUCCCAAUUGUCGACUACUUUUGACGCCUUGAAACGCGACCAAGACGACAUGUCCACCACUGUUGACGCCUUGAAGCGUGACCAAGACGACAUGUCCACCACUGUUGACGCCUUGAAGCGUGACCAAGACGACAUGUCCACCAGUGUCCACACCUUGAAGCGUGACCAAGACGACAUGUCCACCACUGUUGACGCCUUGAAGCGCGACCAAGACGACAUGUCCACCACUGUUGACGCCUUGAAGCGUGACCAAGACGACAUGUCCACCACUGUUGACGCCUUGAAGCGUGACCUGAACAACGAGCGCAACCGGACCGCCACCCUGGAGCAGCGUCUUCACAAGAUUGAGAAGACUCGCUUUCCAGCAUCUUGUCCCGAAGGUUACACAAUCUGGCAUGGAAUCUGCUACAAGGCCUUCAACACACGCAAGACCUUCGACCAAGCGACCGCGGCCUGUGGUGCAGACGGCGGCACCCUCGCCAUGCCCCGAGACGCUGACACCAACGGCUUCCUGGUCUCCCUGUACAAGUCCGUGAGCGUCCGUUUGGCCUACUGGAUCGGCCUGCACGAUCAGCGCGAAGAGGGAAAGUUUGAGUGGAUGGACGGUUCUGCACUUGGGUCGUACAGCCCCUGGAUGCCGAGACAACCGAACAACUGGGGGCGCAACAAAGAUUGCGUCAUUUACCCCUCAUCCUACAAAGACAAGUGGGCCGUCUAUUUCUGCGACGUGCCGCUUUACUUCAUAUGCCAAACUGCUCCAGGACCUCCAUAG
Branchiostoma belcheri (Belcher's lancelet) is the source of this 2325-nucleotide messenger RNA. RefSeq lists its product as uncharacterized. The transcript has 9 exons. NCBI's taxonomy places the organism in Eukaryota, Metazoa, Chordata, Leptocardii, Amphioxiformes, Branchiostomatidae. Bases 1 to 2325 code for a protein of 774 amino acids. The record is from RefSeq and is a predicted model, not a curated record.